UGCAGCCCUCUGUCUGCAACACUAGUCUACAGUCCGUCACUCGAGGAUUUACAAUCAUCUAGAUACAAUAGAUAUAUCUAUUAGUUAAGAAUACGUUUUGCCUUAAAUAGAGUGUUUUUAGAAAAUGAGGUGGUUUGGCUCUCCAGCCAUGCCCCAGCUGAACCCCUGAUCUCAGCAGCAGCAGCAGGAGCCACGCUGGCCCAGCCCCCGGCCGCAGCCAGGAUGUCCAGUAGCUCGGGCUACCCCCAGAGCCAGGGGAGCUUCAGCAGCGAGCAGAGCCGUUACCCACCGCACUCUGUCCAGUACACCUUCAGCCCCUCACGCCAUCAGCAGGAGUUCACCGUCCAAGACUACCGGGCUCACCUCCAGGAUACCCAGCAGGGCAGGAGGAGACCCUCCCUGCUCUCUGAGUUCCACCCUGGGACCGAGAGGCCUCCGGAGCGACGUCAUGGCUACGACCAGCAGUUCCAGAGCUCCGCCGGCCAGCCAGAACACGAGGCCAUGGAGACCAAACGUCCACGCAUGGAGACGGUCUCCGAGGCCCACUUUGCCCGCGCCACGCAGGGCUCCGGGGGAAUCUCCCUUCCACACUCGCACACUCUCCAGGACAGCCUGAGGUCCAACAUGGAGGCCAAGAAGGAGAGCCAGUACAGCGUGAAGGCCGACUCUUCCUCCCCGGGAGGGCCACAUCACCUGGGGGAGGAGCAGGACGCUUCACCCUCCAAGCUGUCCAAGGAGGAGCUCAUCCAGAGCAUGGACCGAGUCGACAGAGAGAUCGCCAAAGUGGAGCAGCAGAUCUUCAAGCUGAAGAAGAAGCAGCAACAACUGGAGGAGGAAGCUGCGAAGCCCAUGGAGCCAGAGAAGCCCGUGACCCCGCCCCCGGUGGAGCACAAGCACCGCAGCAUUGUCCAGAUCAUCUACGACGAGAAUCGGAAAAAGGCAGAAGAGGCCCAUAAGGUCUUAGAAGGUCUCGGUCCUAAAGUUGAACUGCCUCUUUACAACCAGCCAUCAGACACAAAAGUAUACCACGACAACAUCAAGACUAAUCAAGUGAUGAGGAAGAAGCUCAUUCUCUUCUUCAAGAGGAGGAACCACGCUCGUAAACAAAGGGAGCAGAAGAUCUGCCAGCGCUACGACCAGCUGAUGGAGGCGUGGGAGAAGAAGGUGGAGCGCAUGGAGAACAACCCCCGCCGCAAGGCCAAGGAGACGCGCACGCGCGAGUACUACGAGAGGCAGUUCCCCGAGAUCCGCAAGCAGCGGGAGCAGCAGGAGCGCUUCCAGAGGGUCGGCCAGAGAGGAACCGGCCUUUCCGCAACCAUCGCAAGAAGCGAGCACGAGAUUUCGGAAAUAAUCGACGGCCUUUCCGAACAAGAGAACAACGAGAAGCAGAUGAGGCAGCUGUCCGUCAUCCCGCCCAUGAUGUACGACACGGAGCAGCGGCGGGUCAAGUUCAUCAACAUGAACGGCCUGAUGGACGACCCCAUGAAGGUGUACAAGGCCCGGCAGUUCAUGAACGUGUGGAGCGAGCACGAGAGGGAGAUCUUCAAGGAGAAGUUUGUCCAACACCCCAAAAACUUUGGCCUCAUCGCUUCCUAUCUGGAGAGAAAGUGCGUUUCCGACUGCGUCCUGUUCUACUAUCUCACCAAGAAGAACCAGAAUUACAAGACCCUGGUGAGACGCAACUUUGGAAGACGGAGAGGCAGGAACCAGCAGAUCACACGUCCCUCGCAAGAAGACAAGGCCGACGACAAGACUGAGGAGGAGAAGUUGGAGAAGUCCGAGAAGAAGGAGGACGAAGAGAAGAAGGACGAGGAGGAGAAAGAUGAAAAGGAGGAAUCCAGGGACAGAGACAGAGACAAAGACAAGUGCGACGGCGCGGAGGACGACGACGGCAAGGAGCAGAGCACGCCGCGCGGCAGGAAGACGGCCAACAGCCAGGGCCGACGCAAGGGCCGCAUCACCACGCGCUCCAUGGCCAACGAGGCGGCGUCCGUGGUCCCCGAGGAGACGCCCUCCUCAGCCUCGGAGCCGGCCCUGCCCGAGCCCCCCAAGCAGGAGCCCAGCCAGAAGACCCUGAGGGAGCCCGCCAAGCAGGCCCCCAUGAGCCUGGAGAAUAACAGAAGUAAGAGAGCCAUAGCUGCGGAGGAGACUUCUCGCUGGACCGAGGAGGAGAUGGAAGUCGCGAAGAAAGGGCUGGUGGAGCAUGGGAGGAACUGGGGGGGGCCGGCCAUUGCCAAGAUGGUGGGCACCAAGAGCGAGGCUCAGUGCAAGAACUUCUACUUCAACUACAAGAGGCGCCACAACCUGGACAACCUGCUCCAGCAACACAAGCAGGACUCCCGGAGAGCUCGCGGCGACCGGGACGUGUCCCAGAGCGAGAGCGUCGCCUCCACGGCGUCAGCUGACGACGACGAGGACAACCAGGAGGACAGCGAAGGCGGAGACCACAGCUCCGACACGGAGAGCGCCCCCUCUCCGUCCCAGGCCGACCCCUCCAAGGGCGGGGACCCCCAGCGGGGCGAGGGCGGCGGGGCCUCCUCCGAGGGCUCCCAGCGCUCGGAGCAGGACAAGGGCCAGGCGGCGGACGGGAAGGGCCCCCCGGAGGCCCCUUACGGCGAGCUGCGGGUCAAGCUGGAGAAGAGCCCCGAGGGCGGGCCGGAGGAGGAGAGGGCGCGGGCGGCCUACGAGGGCCAGGUGCACCCCAAGAGCGAGCCCCAGGACGUGGACAUGUCGGCCCCGGUGCAGGUGAAGGUGGAGCCCGAGGCCAAGGAGAAGGCCGACAAGGCGGGCGGGGCGGCCGACGAGCACGGCGACCGGCAGGGCCCGUCGGACAACGACUCGAGCGCCACGUGCAGCGCCGACGAGGACGGCGACGCUGAGCCCGAGAGGCGUGGGAUGUUCUCUAUGGACAAGCCUUCUCUCCUCAGCCCCCCAGGCUCAGUGGUGGUGUCCUCGGCCAAGCAGGCCCACCUCAGCAUGCACCAGCUGCAGCAGCGCGCCGCUGACAUCCCAGCCAUGGUGCCAGGCCCCUUCAGCCCGGGUGGCGUUCCCAUGGUGACGCCCCUCAGCGGGCUCGCCAUGUUCCAGCACCAGAUCAAGGCAGCUCACGAGUCGGCUCACCAGGAAGACCGGCAGAGGCAGGAGACUCGCUUCCACACACGCAGCCCCACCGUGCUGGACCGGGAAGGGAAGCCCUUCCCCUACAUGUCCUAUGACAUGAAGCUGGCUCUGGAGCAGGAGGCCCAAGCCGGCCGGCCAGCCUCCCCCUACAGGCUCUCCCCCAGGGAGCUGAGCAAGACCUCCCCCCAGCCCGACCCCAACACCGCCAACGCCUCGCGCUACAGUGUGCCUCCAGUGCUCCACCCGGCCCCUAACCAGGUGGUGCAGGGCCUGCCGGAGGGCGUCAGGGUGACCUUCUCCAGACACAGCCGGCCGCCCAACAUUCCGUCUCCUCCUCCCCUCAUUCCCACCUCCAAGCCGACAGACAAGCCAUCCUUCAUCCAGGGGGGCUCGAUAUCCCAGGGCACUCCUGGAACCUACCUGCCCUCCCACGCCGUGUACGGCCCGGAGGGCACCAAGAGCUCGGUGGGGUCCAUCUCUCUGGGGCUCCCCAGGCAGCAGGAGCCCUCCAAGCCCGUCUCCUACAUCAAGCAGGAGGAGUGCUCCCCGCGGAGCUCCCAGCCCGAGGGCUUGCUCUCCAGGGCGCAGUACGAGGGGGUCGUCAGAGGAGGCCCCAUGAGCUCCAUGCAGGACGGGGGCAUCUCCCGGGGCAACCCUGCCAAAGUGGGCGCUGAGGGGCUGCAGUUCAGAGGAUCGAUCACUCAGGGCACGCCCGCCCUGCCCCAGCCCAGCCUGGCGUCCGACCUCCUGAAGGGCACCAUCACCAAGCUGGCCACGGAGGAGCUGGGCAGCCCGGACAAGGCUAGGGAGCAGCUGGCCAAGGGCCACGUCAUCUACGAGGGCAAGAGCGGACACAUCCUCUCCUACGACGCCAUUAAGAACCCCAGGGAGGCUACGCGCAGCCCCAGGACCCACGAGCUCAAACGCACCUACGACAUGAUGGAGCCGCUCGCCAGGGGCCACCCGGGCAGAGAGGGAGUCCCAUUUGAAGGGUUGAUAAGCCGAGCGCUGCCCAGAGACAGUCCCCACGGCGACUCCAAGGAGAGGCCGAUGAUGACCGGGUCCAUCAUGCAAGGGACCCCGAGGACCUCAGCCGAGGCCUACGAGGAGAGCAUGAAGUACGGCAAGCAGAUCAAGCGGGAGAGCCCGCCCAUCCGCUCCUUCGAGGGGGGCAUCGUCAAGGGCAAGCCCUACGAGGGCGGCGGGAACACCAUCAAGGAGAUGGGCCGCUCCAUCCACGAGAUCCCCCGGCAGGACCAGUCCGGCCAGGACAGCCGCAAGACGCCCGACAUGGCCGACAGCCGCCGCGUCGCCAUGGACGGAGCCAUGUCGCAGGGUCACCCCCUGGGCCAGCCGGCCAUCAAGCACAACGUCAAGUCCCUGAUCACCAGCCCCGGCAAGAUGGGCCACGGCCUGCCCCAGCUGGACGCCAUGGAGCGGGCCAAGUACGAGGAGGGCAAGGCGGCGUCGGAGCGCGUGCGCCACACCUCCGUGGUCAACUCGGCCACCUCGGUGCUGCGCUCCACCCACCAGGAGGCGGCCAAGUCGCAGCUCAGCCCGGGCAUGUACGAGGACGCCAGCGCCCGCCGCACCCCCGUCAACUACAGCACGGGCCCCAUGUCCCGGGGGUCGCCCAUGCUGGGCCGCGCGCAGGAGGGAGGCAUGAGCUCCGGAAAACCGUCUCCCCACGACAGGAAGACGCCCACUCACCGAGACAGCAUGCCGGCCAAGUCCCCCGUGUCCCAGGGGGAGCCCAUGCCCUCCCACAGCCCCUUCGACCCCCACCACCGGGCCGGGGUCCCCGGGGAGGUGUACCGGGCCCACCUGCCCCCGCACCUGGACCCGGCCACCCUGGCCUUCCACAGGGUCAUCGACCCAGCGGCAGCAGCCUACAUGUUCCCCAGGCAGGGGUCGCCGACCGGCUACCACAACACCUACCAGCUGUACACCAUGGAGAACACGCGGCAGACCAUCCUCAACGACUACAUCACCUCCCAGCAGAUGCAGGUCAUCCCGCGGGCCGACGUGCCCCGGGGCCUGUCGCCGCGGGAACAGCAGCAGAUCGCCAUCCCUUACCCUCCCGGGGCCAGAGGGAUCAUUGAUCUAGCCCAGAUGCCUCCAACUAUCCUGUUGCCUCACCCUGGGGGGACAGGUACCCCCACUCUGGACCGCAUCACCUACAUGCCCGGAGCUCAGCCCCCUUUCCCUCCUAGGGCUUUCAACCCAGCCUCCAUAUCUCCAGGUCACCAAGCCCACCUGGCGGCCACGGCGGCCACCAUUGAGAGGGAGCGCGAGCGGGAGAGGGAGCGCGAGCGGGAACACCGGGAGCGGGAGAAGGAGCGCGACAAGGAGCGGGAGCGGGAGCACCGGGAGCGCGAGCACAGGGAGAGGGAGCGCGAGCACAGGGAGAGGGAGCGCGAGCGGGCCGUCGCCGCCGCCAGCGACUACAUGCGAGGAGGUGUGGAGCAGCCAGGACGCCCUGGUAGCCGUGGUUACCUGCGGUCCCCCUCCCCCUCCAUGAGGACGCCGGAAGGAGUGGUUCAGCAGCGGCCCAGCAUCUUCCAGGGAACCAACAGCAAGAGUGUCAUCACUUCCCUCAUGCCCCCGGCAGCGCAGGCGUCCCAGCCCGGCUCCCGCUACAGCACGGCGGCCGACGCCCUGGCCGCGCUGGUGGACGCCGCCGCCUCGGCGCCCCAGAUGGACGUGGCCAAGGCCAAGGAGGGCAAGCACAAGGACGACACGUCCUCCUCCUCGGCCGCCGCCGCCCGCCGCGCCGUCAGCGAGCAGCAGGACGCCGAGCGGCGCUCCAUGCAGUCUCCCUACGGCGCCCUCGCCAUGCCCGGGGGCAAGCAGCACCCGGCCUACGGCGAGCAGGCCGGGGCGGGCAGCAAGGACAAGACGCCGCCCUCCAAGUCGCGCAUCGAGGAGGAGCUGCGCACGCGCGGCAAGACCACCAUCACCGCCGCCAACUUCAUCGACGUCAUCAUCACGCGGCAGAUCGCCUCGGACAAGGACGCGCGGGAGCGCGGCUCGCAGAGCUCCGACUCGUCCAGCAGCCUGUCGUCUAACCGCUACGAGGCGGCCGGCGGAGCAGCCAUCGAGGUGAUCAGCCCUGCCAGCUCCCCGGCACAGCCCCAGGCACAGCCCCAGCAGGACAAGCAGGAUGACAGGCAGCCACAGCCCCCAGCUGGCAUGCGCGUCUUCGACAUGAGCCGCUACCGCCCAGCAGGGGAGCCCCCCCAGCCCAGCUCCCAGGCCCCCCCCUUGGGCCAGGCCGACUCGUCGUACUCCCAGGUCCCCAAGACCCACCGGGUCAUGACGCUGGCCGACCACAUCUCUCACAUCAUCACCCAGGACUUCGCCCGGAACCAGGACCCGCCCCCUCCUUCCUCCACCACCACCUCCUCCUCCUCCUCCGCGACCACCACAUUCCAGAGUGCGGUCUCCAGCUCUGGCCUGGGCCGCGCCAAGCCCCCCAGCCGCUACAGCCCGGAGAACCAGGCCCCCCACCACCAGAGGCCCCCCAGCAGGCUGUCCCCCGAGAACGCCCCUGACAAGCCCAAGGCCAGGCCCGGUAAGUCCCCCGACCGGGGAGGCCGACAGAUGGACGGCUACGAGCCCAUCUCCCCUCCUCAGAGCUACCCGAGCAUGGACAAGCCCGAGGCCAGCGCCCCGCAGCCCCAGAGACGGGAGAACGACAACCCGGAGAUGAGGGGCGACUCGCGGUCCCCGGGGAGCGGAAGCUACCUGCCCUCGUUCUUCACCAAGCUGGAGAGCACCUCUCCCAUGGUGAAGUCCAAGAAGCAGGAGAUCAUCCGCAAGUUCCGCAACUCCUCCGGCGCGGGCGACUCCGACAUCGGGGCCGCCCAGCCAGGCACAGAGAUCUUCAAUCUGCCAGCUGUGACCAGCUCAAGCGGCAUCAACCCCAGGAACCACUCGUUCAGCGACCCGGCCAGUAACCUGGGCCUGGAGGACAUCAUCCGCAAGGCCCUGAUGGGCAACCUGGAGGAGAGGCCGGAGGAGCCGCAGGGAGGGGCCGCUCCGCCCAGCUCCAACACCCCCGGCGGGGAGGCCCGCCAGGAGGCCAACCCUUCACCCAGCAUGGGCAAGCAAAAGCUGCAGGGCAAAGCCAACAGCCGCAAGUCCAAGUCGCCCAACCCGGGCCAGGCGUACGCCGGAGGGGAGCGCCCCUCGUCCGUGUCGUCCGUCCACUCCGAGGGAGACUACCACCGGCAGGCCCCGGCCUGGGCCUGGGAAGACAGGCCCUCGUCCACAGGUUCCAUGCAGUUCCCCUACAACCCCCUGACCAUGCGCAUGCUGAACAGCACACCGCCCACCUCCAUGGCCUCCCCCUCCAUCCAGGCCCAGCAGCAGUCUGUACCGGGGGGCGCCCCGGCCGCCCAGCAGCUGGUGUGGGAGCGGGAGCCCCUGCUGUCGGAGCAGUACGAGACCCUGUCGGACAGCGACGACUGAGCCCCCCGCACCCCGCCGCCGCCCCGCCCCCUUUCCCCCCGUCCCUGAGGAGGGCUGAGCAGAGGCUGGCCUGCCCUCAACCACCACCACCCCCCCCUCCCCUUCCUCUCCCAGGACUAUCCUCACUCACUGGUGCAGAGUUUAGGAGCGAGCGGAGGGGGCCGGAGUGGCUUUUUGUGCAACAGCGCCCCCUGGCGGGCAGCUGAGAGAAAGGCAGCCGCCUCUGACAGGCUGAGGGCUUGGGCAUAGACUCCUUUUUUCGGGGACAGGCCUGGACACACAGCAAGUCGGAAAAUGCCUGAGUGGAAGACAUAAAAGCUAACGAUGAAGAACUUGUAAAAAAAAGAAAAAAAGAAGAAAAGAAAAAAGACAAAUCAUUAAGAGACUAUUUCUUGAAUUUUUGAUUUCUGUAAAGCAAUACUUUUGUCUUUAAGAAAAAUCAUUGUAUGUAAAUAGAUUAACCUUUUGCAGUGUUUUUUUUCCCUUUUUUUUUCUUAAAUGGGUUCUUUCUCAUUUUACUGUUGCUUUUAAAUGGAUCCACUUUGUUUUUGAACAGGAGGAGGAGGUGUUAAAUCUUGAAUAUCACAGUUGGUCUCUCCCUGUCCCCCCUGUCCCCCGCCCUACCACCACAGACAAGCUGAGAGACAGACCUGUGGUUUGGACUUGAUUGAUACGCGUGGUGCACAGAGAAGCUGAGGUCCUAUCCACCAACCACCAAGCACCACCAAAGCCUGAACAUUGUGGACAUAAGUGAAUGAAACAAACACACAUGCUAACAUUUUUAUUUGAUUUUAUUGCAUUGUCAUUUGAUGCCUGUCUUUGCAACACUGUGGAGAUGAUGCAUGGGUGUCACAGAUCCGCUGUUAGAGAAUAAAAGAAAGAUUUUUUUUGUCACCUUUCAUUUUUUUUUUUUUUUUUUAUUCAGACAGAGAUGUUUUUCGGAACAAGUUGAGAACGCGGGUGUCAGAGCAACUGAGUGAAACAGGUGAAUAAGCUUGAGGUUGUCCGACUUGUUCCUCAUAUAAUGACUACUUUUAGGGCCCCCCAUGUUGAUCUGAAUUCUGUAAUUGAGCCAAUGUGUUAAGGUGAAGUUGACCAUGUUGUGUACUGUAUGGCACAGUGUGACCAGCGCAGCUGUCUAUAGUUUCCAACCAGUGCAGGAUAUUCUGCUCUGCAACAUUGUUGUCAAGGUAACUAAAGUAUGUCAGGAACCUUUUUUUAGACAGAUUUGCCAUGCCUUGUGGCUCAAGAAAGAAGGCAGCUUUAACUCGUUUCUCAGAGAUAUACGUCGGUGUUUGAUGUUUCUAUUUGUUUGUUUCUGUAGUCCCUCUCUCUCUUUUGAUACUGUCCCAGCAAUCUGAGCUCAGUGUAAGUUGUCGUUUUGUUAGACGAAAAGACAAAACUAACCAAACAUAAACGAAAUGGUCUGCACCAUUGUUGCACUUUUUUUUUUUUGCUUUGUAAUCUUUGACGACAAAAGCAUACUACCUAUCUAUAACUUAUUCAAGCUUUUGCAGAGGAUUGUCCUGACGAGAUGUGCUUUGACUUUGCCCAUCACACAUGGAAAUCUGGAGGUGGAGUUCCUGUCUGGUAGCUGGUACAUGGUUUUUCUAGUGUGACACUUGCAUUAGCAGUUAGUUUCUGCGUACUCGCAGCUGACGACUGCCAUCAUGGCGAGGCCAUAACCAUUUAAUCUCUGUUUCCUUAAUAUCCAGAAUCAAUAUCGACUGUAUUUGUCAACGAAUAUGAAGCUUUUCCGUUUUGAAUUCCACUAGGUUAACAUUGAUAAGGACAAGUUAUUUCAGAUACGUGGAAGUGUUUCGGCUUUCCUCAGCUUUUGCUUCGCUUAACAACAAAAAAAACAACCUGCUCGAAACUUGAUAUUUUCCUUGCUUUUCUUUUUCACUUUUGAUUUUGAAUUGUUCAAGUCCUAACGGAUGUUUCAGAUCUUUUGUUUUCUAUCAUUUUCAACAUCAAUGUUAUACAUCCCAUUUCGAUGGGAUGUCAAGUGUUUACAACGGCAAUGACAAAAAAAAAAAAAAGUUUACAAAACUUGAAUCUUAAAAAAAAAAAAAAAAAAAAAAAACUAUACAAUGAAGCUAGAAAAGAAUUAGUGCAUCUUUUCAGCUCUCCAUCAGUCAAACACCGAGUGGUGACUUUUUUUGUUUGUUUUAAUUUGAGACUUGAAACCCCAUGUAUCCCAUGAUAUUGAAAUGCAAUGUUUGUAUCGCACAAUGUCUCUUAGUAGUCUAUUACAAGAGUUCAGACCAAUCAAUAAAGUGGAUCAGGUCUCCACCUCUCUGAA
Osmerus eperlanus (European smelt) is the source of this 9898-nucleotide messenger RNA. RefSeq names its product nuclear receptor corepressor 1 (gene ncor1). Bases 223 to 7593 code for a protein of 2456 amino acids. Gene Ontology annotation, biological process: negative regulation of transcription by RNA polymerase II. The transcript has 47 exons. Gene Ontology annotation, molecular function: nuclear thyroid hormone receptor binding; transcription corepressor activity. Gene Ontology annotation, cellular component: chromatin. NCBI's taxonomy places the organism in Eukaryota, Metazoa, Chordata, Actinopteri, Osmeriformes, Osmeridae. The record is from RefSeq and is a predicted model, not a curated record.